UGGGAGAAGGCUUCGCUACAAGGAAGCGAGAGAGACUACUGCUGGACAAAUUUCCUGUCUGCGAACACUAUGAAGAUGAUUAAAGACAUGAAGAAACAGUUUUCCGGACUAUUGUAUGAAAUUGGUUUCCUCGAUUCUACAAACCCCACGGCUUUUUCCGCUAAUUACAAUUCAGAGAAUUUAAAACUUGUUAAAGCCAUACUGUGCGCGGGGCUGUAUCCAAAUGUUGCUAAAUUAGAACAUCAUUCAAGGCUAAAAAGACCUCCAAUUAUUCGAACACAGCAGGAUGGCAGAGUGUGGCUUCAUCCCAAAUCAGUCAAUGCUCAAGUCACAGUUUUUGAAGACAACUGGUUGAUUUAUCAUGAAAAGAUGAAAUCAUCCUCGGUACGCUUACUGGACCUCCUGCUUGAAAUUGUGAUACAUAGUUACAGUGCACAUGCAUAACCUGCGUGCAGUCUUCGUGUUUAAUUCACCUAGCUGGGUUCUUCCACUUAGAAAGAGAAUUUGGCGUCUGCGUGAUAACUUACAAUUAGUUCUCUGUGGAAUGUGUA
Molecule: messenger RNA, 551 nt
Organism: Orbicella faveolata
Lineage: Eukaryota; Metazoa; Cnidaria; Anthozoa; Scleractinia; Merulinidae
Product: ATP-dependent DNA/RNA helicase DHX36-like
Cellular component (GO): intracellular anatomical structure; nucleus; cytoplasm
Molecular function (GO): DNA helicase activity; RNA helicase activity; ATP binding
Source: RefSeq, a predicted model, not a curated record